CACCUGAGAGACGCCACUCCUCGCCCUCAUCUGUCACAGCAGAGGGGCCAAACCAGAAUACGUGCCCAGAGAAAAGACAGCUUUCUUGGGACAUCAUUUCAUGUUUCCUUUUGGGAUUUAUCCAUAACCUUUUGGGUUUAUUUUUUGGUGGAAGGAAACUGAAGAUGUGGUCCAUGAAUGUCCUGAUCCUCCUGCUCUUCUGCUACACUUGUCUCUCAACCAGCAACGAGGAUGUCUACUUCGAAUCCAGGAACUUUUUUAAUGUUCUUCAUUGGGUGCGUCCGAAAAACUGUUCCCCAGGAGAGGACGUUCUCUACACUGUUAGGUAUAAGAGCGAUUUGAAUGGCCAGAGGUUCAAGGUAAAAAAGGAGUGCCAAAACAUCACAGACCUGUUCUGCAAUUUGACAAUGGAGACGCCGUCUGAACCCGAUGUACACUAUAUCGCCCAAGUGAUUGCCCGAGGCCGCCACAGGACGUUCUAUAACACCACAUCGCUCAGGUUGAACCCGAUCGCAGUCACAACGUUUGGAGCGGCCGACUUGACCGUUGAACCUGCACUGUCCUCUCUGCAAGUUCAUGUUGCCGUGCCUUUGGGACCAAACGGGAUCUCAGUGGCUGACUGGAUGGUCAGAAGCAAAAAAGGGCCAUUUCCGGUUCAUGUGAAAUACUUCUUAGAGAUUACUCAUCCAGAGUGGGCCGAGCAGAAACACAGCAACACUUCAGGCAUCUUCAACAUCAACUUCACAGUGAACAACGUAAAAUACUGCGGCCAUGUUUACUACCGGCCCUCAACCGAAAGAGGCCGCCCAGACAGUGAGAAAGCUGACUUCUGUGUGACCCUGCCUGGUGACCCGAUGAUGACUCUGCCGUGGUCCAUUGCCGGUGCUGUCCUUCUGGCAGUCAUUGCCACCGUCUCCUGCGUGUCCUGUUGGAUCUAUGCCAAGGGUGGAAGACAGAGCUUGCCAGAGAAAUUUAUGCAGAAAACACCUACCAACAACUGGUUGCAAAACCACUGGAUGGAACCUCCUGUCAUUGACAAGGCUUCUGUGUCUUCACCUGUGGUUGUGGGAGACGGAGGCUACUUUCCCCAGGAGGGCUCCUGCUCAACCUGGAAGGACCAUUCUGGUCUUUCUUCUGAGACAAGUGACACCAGACAAGAGGAGGAAAACUCCAGCUCCCAGUCUUCCAUAGCGUACGGUACAGUGGCCGAGCAAGGGGCGCAGGCUCCAUCGCUUGUCGAUGACAGCAAUGUUUACGCCAACCGUCAAAUGUGGAAUACAAACACUCCAAAGCUACAAGAGGAGGAGGAGGAGGCAGUGGCACCGUUGCUGCUCCACACAACUCGAGAUCCAAAUGGACAACUCCUGUUGCCUUGGCUUGACCCCCAGUUUCAGGUCAGCGCAGAUGAGGCACUGCCCAGUCCAACGCUCCAUCUCUCGGACCUUUUGGACUCAGAAGAUGAGGAUGAAUGUUUACUGCGUCUGAGCAGCAUAGACUCCGGGUGCGACAGUUCGGACCUCUCACCCACCCAGGAGGAUUGCAGCACCCACUACUUCCCAAACACUGCACCUAUUUCCUGCGAAGGACGCUCACACACGCCACCUGGUGGGUAUAAACAGAACCAGGUGACUGAGAUGGAUUCAGUCCAGAACACGCCGAGGACUGACGAUGAAUGACGGAGCUCAGAGCGACAAUCACGUGACUAAAUUGUUGUCAUGUUCCUUUACUAUAUGAACAUUUCCUCCUCUGGAAUACAUGCUGAGACGAUAUUGCAAUACAGUGAGAAUUCAGUCCGUCAUUACUUGGCUCCAUACUGUAUGUUCUUUUUUAGUAGACAUACAACAUAUAAUUAUUUUUACAUAAGCUUUUAUUACACAACAUUCAGUUGUUACUAAUGUGAAUCAGUAUUUAUGCUUUAAAUUGAGACAGAUUUUGUUCAUCAGAGUCUCGAUUCUGAAUAUAUUCUCCUUUUUUCUUCAUACAAACUUUUUAAAGGUGUCAUAUUAAUAAAUAAAUGUGUAAAGUAAAUAGAGUGUUUGAUGUCAAAACUAUUUCUUCGCUAUUGUGGAGUUUAUAUUAUCAUUUAUCAUUUUGUUUUCUCUGUUUUUAUAAUAAUAACCUGGAGAAUGAGCCUCAUGGUUGUAGAUCUCGACAUCCCGCUCCCAAAAGUUACACCCUCAUACCGCUUGUUGUGAGUCAAGCGGGACAGAUGCAGGCUCGUGGGAAACUUAGUCGGCUGUGACUCCGACUAACUUCUGAUGGCAACCACUCGAUAGUAACUACAGCAACAUAUACGGAGCUGUAAAGCUGCUGAGCUUUGGACUGCACUUGUUUAUAUAAAUAUCUGGUAUGUGCUGUGAUGAUUUGGACUGUAAAUAAUUUACAAGUUCAAUAUCAAAUGGAGGAAAUAUAUAUAUAUAUUUAAUCAUACGGCAUUUAAAAAAAAAACAUAUGGCAUUACAGCAUUGUGUCACAUGACUUAGAUUGUUUUUAUUAACACAUUUUGUGGAUUGUAAAGUCAAUAAGCAUAUAUUUUUUAUUUUUUUUCAAGUGUCUUAUCAACACCUAAAUAAAUAUUUACCAAGUACUGUGUCAUUACAGCGUCCACGUCAGAGGCACAGGGUGUGUUGAUGUCGAUGUUGACAUUAGUGAUUAGCUUUAACCACAUUUUUAUUUCUGUUUUUCUUCCACCAUAGCUAUAAAUGAAUGAUCUUUAAAAUAUUUUGCAAGAUAUUUCGGAUUUAUGACCAAAAUCUUUAUAGAAAUAGAUGGUAUUUUAAGCGGUUGAUCUGACGUGGUAACUGUUCUGUCCACAUUCUCAGAUUUCAAAAACAAAAGUGAUGCUUCAUCUUAUGGCCCCACACAACAACCACAGUCCAUAAUGUGGCCCCGUAGGAAAGUUAGUCACCCACCCCUGAUCAGAACCCAAAAUACUGACUCAGUUUUGUUGACUUCCAGCUUGGUUUCCACCGGAUUCAUCAUCUGAAUUUGACCACUGGAACAGAUUUCAAAUGAUGUGUAAAAGAAAUGUUGGACAGUAAUAUUGUAGCCAAAACGUUCAGCUCAGCGAAGCUUCGCGUGCCGUUCAAACGGAGGCACACACCCAGAGCUGGUCACUAUGACGCAUGAUCUCAGUCACAGACAGAGUUACUUAUUAACCUGUUUUUGGACGACCAGACGGUGAGCAGCACAAGAUCAGGGCGUAGAAACUCCGCUCAGAUAUGAUUCACCCUGUGCUGUGGGGCCGUCACACUUGCCACCGCUCCUCUCUGCUGCCACAAAUGACAACACCUGAGGGUUUAUAUUCCUCCUGCCUUCUUCUUUUGACCCCAAAUAUGAGGAAUUUAUUGAGAGGAAAUUCAGCUCCAAGGUGAUGGAAAGUGUCACAAUCAUAAUGUUAAGUGCAAAGCUGGAAACAAUCAUGAAUAAAUGUGCCGCCAUGAUGUUUAAACCAAUGAAAUGAAGGCAAAUGAACCUGCCUCCGUGUGUUCAGUCGGCGCCUCACCUCCUGCUGCCUCAGCUCAAAGUGGACCUGAGACU
This is a messenger RNA of Synchiropus splendidus (mandarinfish), 3540 nucleotides long. It is a transcript of the gene ifnlr1, whose product is annotated as interferon lambda receptor 1. The record is from RefSeq and is a predicted model, not a curated record. The coding region runs from base 165 to 1676 and encodes 503 amino acids. Gene Ontology annotation, molecular function: protein binding. The transcript has 7 exons. Lineage: Eukaryota; Metazoa; Chordata; Actinopteri; Syngnathiformes; Callionymidae.